Molecule: messenger RNA, 1704 nt
Organism: Synchiropus splendidus (mandarinfish)
Lineage: Eukaryota; Metazoa; Chordata; Actinopteri; Syngnathiformes; Callionymidae
Gene: rab21
Product: RAB21, member RAS oncogene family
Exons: 7
Coding region: 315-965 (216 amino acids)
Biological process (GO): Rab protein signal transduction
Molecular function (GO): GTP binding; GTPase activity
Source: RefSeq, a predicted model, not a curated record
GUUGGUAACUAGCUGGGAGAGACGCCAUUAGUUGGUGAAUUUGCAGAGAUUGUCAUCAGUCAGACUCGGAGUUGUCUCACUUUGCGGACGCUUCUCCUACUUAACUGCGGCCGGGUGGUGAUAAAACUGUAAUUGGCUGAAACUGUCGGAACGUCUUUAUCGUUAAACUGCCUCUCUUCUUUGAAAAGUCGGAAGCUGAUGUGAGCUGCGCAGCACUUCAGUUCCGAAGGGGUUAGCAUUAGCCGCGCCUGCUGAGACGCUGAUCUAUCAUAACCGCUUGUUUGGACCGGGUGUUUGUGGAUUUAAACGCCGAGAUGUCUGCCGCGGGGACGGGCAGAACCUACUCAUUCAAGGUGGUGCUGCUCGGCGAGGGCUGUGUGGGGAAGACGUCUCUCGUCCUGAGAUACUGCGAGAAUAAAUUCAACGACAAACACAUCACAACUCUACAGGCGUCCUUCCUAACGAAAAAGCUCAACAUCACAGGGAAGAGAGUCAAUCUUGCCAUCUGGGACACAGCGGGUCAGGAGCGCUUCCAUGCUUUAGGUCCCAUCUACUACAGAGACUCUAAUGGAGCCGUGCUAGUGUAUGACAUCACAGACGAAGACUCCUUCCAGAAGGUAAAGAACUGGGUCAAAGAGUUGAGGAAAAUGUUGGGAAACGAGAUUUGUUUAUGCAUAGUCGGGAACAAAAUAGAUUUGGACAAAGACAGACACGUCUCCGUGGAAGAAGCAGAGAGUUAUGCAGAAUCAGUGGGAGCCAAACACUACCACACAUCAGCCAAGUUGAAUAAAGGCAUUGAGGAGCUCUUCCUGGAUCUGUGUAAAAGAAUGAUGGAGAACGCUCAGGCCGAGGAGAGGUUGAAGGGCAAUGGAGCCAGCCAAUCAGCAUCCAGUAGGCGCGGCGUACAGAUCGUUGAUGACGAACCACAAGCUGCGGCGGCAGGAGGCUGCUGCUCCUCCGGCUAAUGCACAUGCUAACUCAAACGCGCACACACACCACACGCAGACAUCUACCCGUGUUCCUGUUGUCCAUCUUGUCAGUUGAACUGUGUUUUGGUGUGUGGAGACAUGUACCUGGCUCAUUAAUCAUCUUUCUAUCAAACAGACCUGAGACAAGUGAGAAGAAUCAAUUCAUAUUUUCAUAGAAAAGAUCAUGUCUUCGGGUUUCAGCACUUUAAACAUUCGUCAAUCGAGAGGUUGUUGCUCCUGGGUUUUAAGGGUCAGAACGCACAUAUUAUGUAUAAAAAAAAAAGAAGACAAAACACGCAAAAAAAUGUGGACUCAAAUCAUAAAAGUGGGGUAAAAACAAACAUUUCCUUUUUUCUUUUACUUGGUUGAACCUCUGUGCAUACUGUAAGUUUCACACACCAGAAAAAAGUGCAAUAUGUGUGUUGGUUAGACGACUGUACCUAUCUUAAAAGACAGAUCUAUUUUAAAGUUGAUUUGAUGUCAAAGGACUGACAAGAAGCCAAUUGACAAGGUUGUCCACAUUCAAUGCCAAAUCGUCAGCGUGUCCACACGGAACACUGAAAUAACUCGAGCUCAAUUUUAAUAAAUCUCUUUGAAUGCUGUCAGGUGGCUUUGUUUUGCCGGGAAUUGUUUGCUUGCCUUCAUGAUAGGUUAAUAACACCCACAUGGUCAAUAACAUGCAUGUCCCAUUUCUGUAAAUGCUUUUAAAGGUUGUUAAUAAAAGAGUUCAACUAUG